Diplodia corticola is the source of this 954-nucleotide messenger RNA. RefSeq lists its product as uncharacterized. The coding region runs from base 1 to 954 and encodes 317 amino acids. Lineage: Eukaryota; Fungi; Ascomycota; Dothideomycetes; Botryosphaeriales; Botryosphaeriaceae. The transcript has 2 exons. Gene Ontology annotation, biological process: regulation of store-operated calcium entry. The record is from RefSeq and is a predicted model, not a curated record. Gene Ontology annotation, cellular component: endoplasmic reticulum membrane.
AUGCAUCUGGCGCGCCUUCUUGCCCCAGCGUUCCUGGCUCUGACAGCCUGCGGAACCGCCGAAGCUGCGAGGAACCCGAAAAACAGCGUCCUCCUCUCCAACGUCAAGUCCCUCACUCUCCGAAAUGGCCAAAAGACCUCUGCUCGCCGCGUGUCGCCCAUUCCGCAGCUCACUUGCAUCGGCGGCGACGCGAAGGGCUUGUACGAAGUCGACGUGAUGCGCUGCAAGAAUGCAGGCGCCGACUAUGACGACGAGAACAUCCAGUGGACUUGCCAAGCCUCCCUCCCCGAAGAGUUCAAGCUCGGCUCUACCGACGUCGUUUGCGAAGGUUACGAUUCGCCCGACGACCCGUACAUCCUGAAAGGCAGCUGCGGUGUCGAGUACCGCCUGAUGCUAACGUCAAAGGGGCUGGAUAAGUAUGGACACCGCAAGGGUAGCUGGGGGGGCGGGGGUGGAUCAUCGGGAGGCGACGACGUCAGCCAGGGCAUCUCGGUUCUUUUCUGGCUCAUCUUCCUCGGAGUCGUCAUCUGGAUGCUCUUCAAAGCGUGCGUCGUCGGCGGCGGCAAUUCGAGGGACCCUAAUACUUGGACCGGACCGCGCUUCGAUGGAGGUGGAGGCGGUGGUGGGGGAGGUUGGGGCGGCCCUGGCGAUGACGACCCUCCACCGCCUUAUACCCCGCGUUCUCCAUACAACUACGGGCGCAAGUCGUACCCCAGCACCAAUGCAGACAACCAAGGGUGGCGGCCUGGGUUCUGGUCCGGCGCACUUGGAGGUGCUGCUGCUGGUUAUUAUGCGGGUAACCGUGGCAACCGGGGGGACUCGACACGGGGAGGCGGUUUGUGGGGGAACAACGCGGGAGAAGGAUCAUCUGGGACCUACAGAGGACCUUCAUCGCCGUCUCCAAGCACCACGAGGCACGAGAGUACGGGCUUUGGAGACACAAGGCGAAGAUGA